UCCGCCGCGAGCAUGAGCGACUUUGAAGCGGCGACGGCCAUCCUCGGAGAGUGGGGGCCUUUCCAGCGGCAGGUGUUUUUCCUCCUCUGCCUGACCAUCGUCCCCAACGGUUUCACCGGGAUGUCCAUCGUGUUCCUCGCCGACACGCCGCCCCACCGCUGCCGGGUGCCCGCGCACGUCAACCUCACGGCCGCAUGGAGAAACAGCAGCAGCCCGCUGGAGGAGGACGGCCACGGCGGCGCGCCGGUGCCCAGCCAGUGCUCCAGAUACAAACUUGAUGACAUGCUGAGUUUCUCGGAGAGAGGUCUGCUGCCCGGCGUCGACGUGAAUCUGUCUGAUGUGCCAAAAGAAGGCUGCUUGGACGGGUGGGAAUAUGACCGGAGUGUAUACAUUUCUACCAUCACAUCUGAGUGGGACCUGGUGUGUGAUAACAGGUGGAAGACCCCGCUGACUUCCUCUGUCUUCUUCUGUGGAUACCUCACUGGCUCCUUCAUUUCAGGACAGCUCUCCGACAGGUACGGGAGGAAAAUAGUGUUGUUUGUUACCAUAGCAGUCCAGGCAUUGUUCACAUUCAUCCAGGUAUUUUCUCAAUCCUGGUCCAUGUUCUGCGCAGUGUUCUUCGUUGUCGGUAUGGGACAAAUCUCCAAUUUUAUGGCUGCGUUUGUGUUAGGAACUGAGAUUUUAGGCCCACGUGUACGGACAAUUUUCUCCACCAUGGGCGUGAGUGUGUUCUUUGCUGCUGGCUACAUGCUGCUGCCGCUGUUGGCCUUCUUCAUCAGAGACUGGAGGAUGCUUCUCCUAGGCAUUGCCAUGCCCGGCUUCCUUUGUGUGCCUCUCUGGUGGUUCAUCCCGGAGUCUCCUCGGUGGCUGCUCUCUCAGGGAAGAGUAAAAGAGGCUGAGGCCAUAAUAAGAGUUGCUGCUAAGAGGAACAAAAUCGAGCCCAUGCCGGUCAUCUUUAGUCUUUUGCAGAAAGAACGUCAGUCUCAGAAGCAGACAGCCCACAACAUCUGUGACCUGCUAAAUUCCCGAAACAUCCGCUGGAUCUCUGUCACACUGUGGCUGGUCUGGAACACUGUGGCUAUCGCCUACUUUGCGCUUUCCCUGAAUACGGUGAACCUUCACGGUAACGCUUACUUCAAUUGUUUCCUGUCGGCUGUGGUAGAGAUACCAGCCUACACUUUGUCAUGGGUUUUGUUUCGCUGGUGUCCCAGACGAUUGAGUAUCUUCUCAACCCUCUUCAUGGGAGGAUUGGUUCUACUCUUCAUACAGCUCAUACCAGCAAACCUGAUUUCUCUAGCAAUAACACUCGAGAUGAUAGGGAAGUUUGUAGUGACGACAGCAUUCGCCAUUGUGUACGCCUACACAGCAGAACUCUACCCGACUGUACUGAGGAAUACAGCUAUUGGCACCUGCUCCAUGGCCUCCAGAAUAGGCACUAUCAUUGCUCCAUACUUCAUUUACUUAAGAAGCUAUUCGAUUUCACUGCCUAACACCCUCUUGGGAAGUCUUACAGCUUUGUCGGGGUUGCUCAGUCUCCUGCUGCCUGAGAGCUAUGGAAUGCCACUGCCUGACACCAUCACUCGCAUGCUGCACUUCCCCGGAUGUUGUCAGAAGACACUUUAUGCAGUCACAGACACCGAAGAGGAGGAAAAUGCGGGUAAAAUGAAGUCUCCGGUUGUCCACUUGAAGAAGGAGCAUCAUUGA
Molecule: messenger RNA, 1704 nt
Organism: Xiphias gladius (swordfish)
Lineage: Eukaryota; Metazoa; Chordata; Actinopteri; Istiophoriformes; Xiphiidae
Product: solute carrier family 22 member 5-like
Exons: 10
Coding region: 13-1704 (563 amino acids)
Biological process (GO): transmembrane transport
Cellular component (GO): membrane
Molecular function (GO): transmembrane transporter activity
Source: RefSeq, a predicted model, not a curated record